AUGGCGAAAAUAACUAUUCUGGAUGAGGAUCUCAAAAUUGAGGCGAUGGAAGAUAAGAUGCUCAAGAACCCAUUGCAUUCCAAUCCUCAUCUUCCUGAACUGUAUGUUGCCUAUGCAAAAAAGGUCAAGGUGCAGGAGCAGGUGCGAUCAUUGAAGAAACAGAUCUGGGCAUCACAGGAUGUCCUCCAACUUGACAAGCUGAAGUGUCGGAAAUGUGUCCUUCGGCAGUUGGGUUUUGUCACCUCGGAUGAUAUUGUUGAUGUCAAGGGAUGUGUGGCUUGUGAACUCAGCUCUGGGGAUGAGUUGUUAUUGACAGAGCUCAUUUUCAAUGGCAUCUUCAAUGCUCUCUCUCUGGAACAGUGUGCUGCUUUGCUUAGCUGCUUUAUAUUUGAUGGAGAGAGCAAAGAGGAAACCAAAGUCAAAGCGGAACUUGCUGCUCCACUCUGUGUCAUGCAAGAGACCACCAGGCAUAUAGCGAGGAGGACUGUCGCAUCAUUCAAGGUGGAAUUGAUGGAUGCAGUGAUGCAAUGGUGCAGAGGCACAUCGUUCCAGGACAUCAAGAAGGGCAGUAUAAUCCGAGUCUUCCAUCGACUUGAAGAGCUAUUUUGA
Molecule: messenger RNA, 609 nt
Organism: Desarmillaria tabescens
Lineage: Eukaryota; Fungi; Basidiomycota; Agaricomycetes; Agaricales; Physalacriaceae
Product: YJL050Wp-like protein
Exons: 5
Coding region: 1-609 (202 amino acids)
Biological process (GO): RNA catabolic process; maturation of 5.8S rRNA
Cellular component (GO): nucleus
Molecular function (GO): RNA helicase activity
Source: RefSeq, a predicted model, not a curated record